AUGGGUUCUAUUCCUCAAGACAUUGUCUAUGACUUCGUCAUUUGUGGCGGCGGCACAUCUGGAUGUGUAGUAGCCAGCCGUCUUGCAGAAGAUUCCGAUGUGAGUGUCCUCGUCAUCGAGGCAGGCCAGCACAACAAGGAUCUCGAGAAUGUCCACAUGACUGGAGGUUGGUCUCAACUUUUUGAUAAAGAGACAGAUUGGAAUGUGAUCAGCGAAGCAAAGCCUGCUGUAAAUAACAGGCAGGUUAAACUUAGUCGUGGCAAGUUCCUUGGCGGCUGCUCUGGAUGUAAUGGAACCCUCUGUAUCCGUGGCGCCAAGCAGGACUACGAUGAUUGGGGUGUUGAAGGUUGGAGUGGCGAGGACUUUUUCAGAUACAUUCGCAAGGCUGAGAACUUCCAUGGAAAGGACUGGUUCAAGGCGUCCAAUGACCAUGGCACCGAUGGUCACUUAGACAUUGAGCCCCACGACCUGGCGCCCAUAUCCAAUCUGAUCAUGGACUCCAUGGUGGAUAAGGGACUCCCUCUUGACCAUGACAUGUUCACUCAUGGCGAAAACCCUCAUGGGUGCGGCCACGCACCCAGAACGGUUUAUAAGGGCUCGCGUACCACAGCCGCUAACUUCGUCACCAAUCACAACACAAGAGAUAACCUUCAUCUUUUGACGGAGACACACGUCGACAAGGUGAUCAUAGAGAAUUCUGAUGGUGAGCUAAAAGCUGUCGGCGUCCAAGCAGUCAAGGCCGACGGUUCCAUCGUCACCAUUAGGGCUCGCAAGGAAGUUAUCGUCAGCGGCGGUGCCUAUUGCAGUCCGAACAUCCUGAACCGCUCUGGUAUUGGUGCCAGGGACGAACUGGAAAAGUUCGGUAUCGAGACUCUCGUUGACUUGCCUGGUGUUGGAAAGAAUCUGAUGGAUCAUCUUAUUGUUUUCAUGUUUUAUGAAACUGAAAGGGAGGGUCUGACUAACGACCACCACGUCUACCAUGGUGAUAACUUCGCCAAGACAUACGCUUUGUGGAAGGAUCAUAAGGCGGGUUUUCUUUCGACCUUCCCUUUCGGCGCCUUUGCCUACGCCCGUUUAGACGAGCGCCUCAAAGAUUCCGACCUCUGGAAGAACGCCCCGCGCAGCGAGGGACGUGACCCUAUGGGGCUUACUCCCAAACAGCCCAACAUUGAGUUCUUUACAACCGAGUGUUAUGGCGGGCCUAAGCAAUUUGACAAAUUUCCUACCGAUGGAAAACAUGCUUUCAGCAUGAUUGCCGAGCUUUUUGCCCCGAAAUCACGCGGUACAGUCACGCUUCGUAGUACUGAUGCUACUGCUGUCCCUGUUGUUGACACGAACUAUCUUGCCGAUCCCCUCGAUGUGGAGGUCCUCGCCGAGGCUUGCCGAUUCGGCAACGAAAUCAUUAUGGAAGGUAGCGGCACCAAGGACAUUGUGAAGGGUUCGUGGCCUAGUGACCUUGUACAUCACAAGUACAAAACUCGGGAGGAAUGGAUCCCUUACGUCAAAGACAAUGCAACAACUUGUUACCACGCCGCUGGUACAUGCGCCAUGGGAAACACAAAUGAUCCCAAGGCUGUUGUUGAUGCGACGCUGACUGUGAAGGGCGUGAAGGGACUGCGAGUUGCUGACUGUAGCAUCAUGCCGAUUCUCAACGGCGGUCACACCCAAAUGCCUGCAUAUGGCAUUGGCGAGAAGGCUGCUGAUCUCAUUAAGCAGACGUGGAAGCUUAAGUGA
This is a messenger RNA of Colletotrichum truncatum, 1734 nucleotides long. Its product is annotated as gmc oxidoreductase. Gene Ontology annotation, molecular function: flavin adenine dinucleotide binding; oxidoreductase activity, acting on CH-OH group of donors. Lineage: Eukaryota; Fungi; Ascomycota; Sordariomycetes; Glomerellales; Glomerellaceae. The record is from RefSeq and is a predicted model, not a curated record.